GUGUCAGGGCGAGAUCCUGUGGAGCAGGCAGCUCGUCCCCUUGGACUGAGGGGGGUGGGGUGGGUGUCUCAUCUGGAGGUUCGCUUUGGUCUGCAAGCACUCCAGCAGGCCUGUCCCUCCUCCGGCUCCUCCCCGAUUCCCUCUCCCCCUUCCGACUCCCUGCCCUGUGAGCUCCCGGAGCCCACCCCCUCUUUGGGGCGCCAGGCCCCGCCCCCCGCCCCCUUUUCUCUGCCACAAAGUUUAUUUGCAACAAAAGGGAGCGAGCUGCAGGCAACAGAGAGGAGGCCGCCGGAGCAGGAGCGCGAGGGUUUGCUGGCGGUCGCAGACCCGAGACCGGCCCCUGGGGACCUGCCCGCGAUGCCUCGCGGCGGCCCGGCCAAACGAGGCGCGGGACACCCGGGCCGGUGCUGAGGCAGGAGGGGCCGCGCGCGAUGGAGCCUCUGCCGCCCGCCGCCUCAGAAACCUGAGCCGCGGCGGAUACACCCCUGGCCGGCACCCCCCGCCCCCCGCGCGCUGCGGCUGCAGGACCCGGGCCCCCGGCGCCCGCCGCUGCGCUCCUUCGGGGCGGGAGCGCGGGGGGGGGUUGGCCGCGGCUCCCCGAGGCCAGCCCCCCCGAAGUGAGGGCCGCCGCCAUGGCGGACGGGGCGCCCCGGGCCCCGCUCUACCGCAGCGUGUCGUUUAAACUGCUGGAGCGCUGGAGCGGCGGGCCCGGGCCCGGGCGGCGGGAGGAGGCCGCCGGCACCCCCGGGCUGAGGCGCCGCGCCUCGUGCCGCCCGGCCGCGGCCGCCCAGGGCCAGCCCUCCCGGCGCGUGUCCAAGCUGGCGUCCGGGGCCCCCGCCGCCCCCGCGCAGCCGCGCCCGCUGCGCAGCCUCUCGCCGUCGGUGCGGCAGCUCUCCCGGCGCUUCGACGCGGCCGGCGCCCGGGACGGGGGUGGCUCCCCGGGGCCCGCGGAGGAGGCGGCCGAGGGCGCGGCGCGCGGGGCCUGGCCCAGCGUCACCGAGAUGCGCAAGCUCUUCGGAGGCCCCGGCUGCAGGCGGCCCGGCGGCGACGCGGAGCCCCCGGGCGCCCCCUGCCUCGACGGCGCGGCGUGGGAGGCCCGGCAGCCGCCUCCGCCGCCUCCGCGGACGUGCUUCCCGCUGGCGGGGCUGCGCUCGGCGCGGCCGGGCCCGGGGCCGGAGGGGCGGCGGUGGCGGCGGCAGCAGCAGCAGCAGCCGCCGCCGCCGCCUCAGGAGCGGGCGCAGCGUCCGGCGGAUGGUUUACAUUCUUGGCAUAGCUUCUCCCAACCGCAGGCCGGGGCCCGGGCCUCCUGCUCCUCCUCCUCCUCCGUCGCCUCCUCCUAUCCUGUCUGCCGCAGCGGGGCCGCCAGCUCCAGCGAGGAGGAAGAGGAGGGCCCGCCGCAGCCGUCUGGGCCCCCGCGCAGCCCGGCCCGCCCCGGCGGCCACUCCUCGGGCAGCGACGACGACCCAGACGGCGGCCGCCGCAGGGGAGGGAGGCCGGCGCCCGGGCCCGCGGGCACCCUCCCGGCUCAGGACGGUGGACCGGACAGCUAUGGGUUAACCCUGGGCGGCAUGGACUCGGCUGGGGGACCCCGGAGCCCCGACCCCCCAGCGUCGCCCAGGGCCCCCAGUGAGGAGGGAUGCGGGGAGUGGGGCGCAGGUUCGCCGCCCUGUGUGCCCGCCGCCCAGGAGGGGCUUCGGCCCUCGCCCGACACGGCCGGGGCAGCUUUCCGCGUGGCCAAGGUCAGCUUCCCCGCCUACCUGGCCAGCCCAGCGGGCUCCCGGGGCAGCAGCCGCUACUCCAGCACCGAGACCCUCAAGGACGAGGACCCAUGGGCCAGCCGUGCUUCUGGGGGCUGGGGCGUGUACCGCUCUCCUAGCUUUGGAGCAGGGGAAGGGCUGCUCCUGAGGUCCCAGACUCGAAGCCGAAGCAAGGGACCUGUGGGCAGCACCAGGGCCAUGAGGGAUGGAGGACUGGAGCUGGACAGGAGCCGGCAGCGCAAGUCCCUCUCGAACCCGGACAUCGCCUCCGAGACCCUGACGCUACUCAGUUUCCUGCGCUCAGACCUCUCAGAGCUAAGGGUCCGCAAGACUGGCGGACACCCUGGGGACCCUGCCAGUGGCCCCUUGGGUGACAAAGACUCGCCAUCCGUGGAUGACCCAGUGGAGCCACCUGGGCCCACGCCCUCCCCGCCACCAGCAUCACCUGGCACACGCCCCACCCUCAAGGACCUGACAGCCACUCUGCGCAGGGCGAAGUCGUUCACCUGCUCAGAGAAACCGGGAGUCCGCCGCUGCCUGCCCCGCACCAGUGCCCUGAAGCCCAGCUCCUCCGAGCUCCUGCUGGCCUGCCCCAGCACAGAGGAGGACCCACUGCCCCACGUCGUGCAGGAUCAGUACGUGCAAGAGGCCCGGCAAGUUUUUGAGAAGAUCCAGCGCAUGGGUGCCCAGCAGGACGAUGCAAGCGAUGUGCCUUCUGGGAGCCCCGACUGGGCAGCAGAAGUGACCCCAGGGCCACAGUUCCAGGAGGAGCUCUCGGGCCCAGAGUCCAGCCUGGCAGAUGAGGGCAUUGGGGCUGACUCUGAGCCUCCAGUUUCAGCCUUUUGUGGCCUGGGUCCCUCAGGGGUGUGGCGACCUCUGUCCUCAUCCCCAGCCCAGAACAGCCACCACUGCCCUGUAGCUGAGGACAGUCUGGGUGGGUGGGCCCUGCUGUCGCCUGAGACCCCUCCCACACCGGGCGCCCUUCGUCGGAGACGUAAGGUCCCUCCUUCAGGUCCUGGUGGGACUGACCUGAGCAAUGGGGAGGCUGGGGAGGCCUACAGGUCUCUGAGUGAUCCCAUUCCACAGCGCCACAGGACCACUGCCUCCGAGGAAACCUCUGGGUUCUCUGUGGAUAGCAACCUCCUGGGCUCACUAAGUCCCAAGACAGGGCUUCCAGUGGCCCCUGCUGCGGAUGAGGGCUUGACCAGCGGCCACAGUGACUGGUCUGUGGGCAGUGAAGAGAGCAAGGGCUACCAGGAGGUUAUUCAUAGCAUUGUCCAGGGGCCUGGGGCCUUGGUACGAGUGGUGGAUGACAGAGUUGCUGGCAAAGCCCCCAAGAAGAAAUCUCUAAGUGACCCCAGCCGGCGCGGGGACUUGAACGGACCAGGGUUUGAGGGCCCUGGAGGGGAGCCCAUCCGAGAAGCAGAGCCGCUGCUUCCUCCGUCCAGCAGUGAGCCCAUUCUGGCUGAGCGACAGACUGAGCCAGAAGCACCCUGUCCAGCCAGGGGCCGGGCACAGUCUGAUAGGACCCUGGAGGCCCCAGCUGCCCCCUCUGCUGCCCGCAGUGACUUCCACCUGGAUCCCAAACUGACAGAUGUUUUGUCUCCACGGCUCCUUCGCCGGGGCCCUAAAAAGCGCCCGGCCCGGAGCAGCCACCAGGAGCUGCAGAGAGAGGAGGCCCAUCAGGAACAGGCCCGAAGACUUUCCCGGGUCCGGCCCUCCUCCAAACACGUCCGCCAUGCCAGCGUGCCUGCCACUUUCAUGCCCAUCUUGGUACCCGAUCCACCGACCUCCAUCGGCCCCCCAGUUGCCGUGCCAGAGCCCAUGGGCUUCCCAGCUAGGGGCCACCCCAUGCUGCAGGCGCCAUCGCUUGAGGACGUCACAAAGCGGUACAUGCUGACACUUCACUCGGGUGAGGCCACUGCUCCCGUACCAGUGGACGUGCCCUACUCGACUCCGGCCAUACCACCUUCUGCUGAAGGCAAGCUCCCUGAAGCCACCCGGGCCCCAGAUGAGCCUGCCCCAGCCAGCAAGUGCUGCAGCAAGCCACAAGUGGACAUGCGGAAGCACGUGACCAUGACGCUGCUGGACACAGAGCAGUCCUAUGUGGAGUCGCUGCGCACCCUGAUGCAGGGCUACAUGCAGCCUCUGAAGCAGCCAGAGAACUCCUUGCUGUGUGACCCGUCGCUGGUGGAUGAGAUCUUUGACCAGAUCCCCGAGCUCCUGGAACACCAUGAGCAGUUCCUGGAGCAGGUGCGGCACUGCGUGCAGACCUGGCACUCCCAGCAGAAGGUGGGAGACCUGCUUGUCCAGUCGUUCUCCAAGGAUGUCCUGGUCAACAUCUACUCUGCCUAUAUCGAUAACUUCCUCAACGCAAAAGACGCCGUGCGUGUGGCUAAGGAAGCCAGGCCUGCCUUUCUCAAGUUCCUGGAGCAAAGCAUGCGUGAGAACAAGGAGAAGCAGGCGCUGUCAGACCUCAUGAUCAAACCUGUGCAGCGAAUCCCCCGCUACGAGCUACUGGUGAAGGACCUCCUGAAGCACACGCCCGAGGACCACCCGGACCACCCGCUGCUGCUGGACGCGCAGCGGAACAUCAAGCAGGUGGCCGAACGCAUCAACAAGGGCGUGCGGAGCGCUGAAGAGGCCGAGCGGCAUGCACGUGUGCUGCAGGAGAUUGAGGCGCAUAUCGAGGGCAUGGAAGACCUCCAGGCCCCACUGCGGCGGUUCCUGAGGCAAGAAAUGGUCAUCGAAGCGAAGGCAGUCAGUGGCAAAAAGGACCGAUCCCUCUUCCUGUUCACUGACCUCCUCAUCUGUACCACCCUGAAACGGAAAUCUGGCUCCCUGCGACGCAGCUCUAUGAGUCUGUACACGGCUGCCAGCGUCAUUGAUACAGCCAGCAAGUACAAGCUGCUGUGGAAGCUGCCACUGGAAGAUGCGGACAUCAUCAAAGGGGCAACGCAAGCCACUAACCGGGAAAACAUCCAGAAGGCCAUCAGCCGCUUGGAUGACGACCUGAACACCCUAGGCCAGAUGAGCAAGCUGUCCGAGAGCCUUGGCUUCCCCCACCAGAGCCUGGAUGACGCGCUGCGGGACCUGUCAGCCGCCAUGCAUCGGGACUUAUCAGAGAAGCAGGCGCUGUGCUAUGCACUUUCCUUUCCCCCAACCAAGCUGGAGCUGUGCACCACAAGGCCCGAGGGCACUGACUCCUUCAUCUUUGAGUUUCCCCAUCCUGAUGCCCGUCUAGGCUUUGAGCAGGCUUUCGAUGAAGCCAAGAGGAAGCUGGCAUCCAGCAAGAGCUGUCUCGACCCUGAGUUCCUGAAAGCCAUCCCCAUCAUGAAGACCCGCAGCGGCAUGCAGUUCUCCUGCGCGGCCCCAACGCUCAGCAGCUGCCCUGAGCCCUCACCCGAGGUGUGGGUAUGCAACAGCGAUGGUUACGUGGGCCAGGUGUGCCUGCUGAGCCUGCGCGCUGAGCCUGACGUGGAGGCCUGCAUUGCUGUCUGCUCUGCCCGCAUCCUCUGCAUUGGGGCAGUUCCGGGUCUGCAGCGUCAUUGCCACAGGGAGCAACCCACAUCACUGGGAAACCCCCAGGAGAUCCCUCCAGAACCGGACGUCGAGGCCACUGAAGAGGAAUCAGCAGUGCUGGCAGAGCCGGGGGCCCAACCCUGCCUGCAUAUCUCCAUUGCAGGCUCAGGCCUGGAGAUGGCGCCAGGCCCGGUAGAGGGUGACCCCCGCCCAGAACUGGUGCCCUUUGACAGCGACUCUGACGAUGAGUCUUCGCCCAGCCCUUCAGGGACCCUACAGAGCCAGGCCAGCCGGUCCACCAUCUCCUCUAGCUUUGGCAAUGAGGAAACCCCAAGCUCCAAAGAGGCCACUGCGGAGACCACCAGCUCAGAGGAGGAGCAGGAGCCUGGCUUCCUGCCACUGUCUGGCUCCUUCGGGCCUGGAGGGCCCUGUGGCACCAGCCCGAUGGAUGGGAGAGCCCUGCGCCGCUCCAGCCGCGGCUCCUUCACCCGGGGCAGCCUGGAAGACCUGCUGAGCGUCGACCCUGAGGCCUACCAGAGCUCUGUGUGGCUGGGCACCGAGGACGGCUGUGUCCACGUGUACCAGUCUUCCGACAGCAUCCGGGACCGCAGGAACAGCAUGAAGCUCCAGCAUGCAGCCUCCGUGACCUGCAUCCUUUACCUGAAUAACCAGGUGUUUGUGUCUCUGGCCAAUGGAGAACUUGUGGUCUACCAGAGAGAAGCAGGCCGUUUCUGGGACCCCCAGAACUUCAAGUCAGUUACCCUGGGUGCUCAGGGGAGCCCCAUCACCAAGAUGGUGUCUGUGGGUGGGCGGCUGUGGUGUGGCUGUCAGAACCGAGUCCUUGUCCUGAGCCCAGACACGCUGCAGCUGGAGCACACAUUACACGUGGGGCAGGACUCCAGCCGCAGCGUGGCCUGCAUGGUAGACUCCAGCCUGGGUGUGUGGGUGACGUUGAAAGGCAGCGCCCAUGUGUGUCUCUACCAUCCAGAGACCUUCGAGCAGCUGGCUGAGGUAGACGUCACGCCUCCCGUGCACAGGAUGCUGGCAGGCUCUGACGCCAUCAUCCGGCAGCACAAGGCUGCCUGCCUUCGGAUCACAGCACUGCUGGUCUGUGACGAGCUGCUGUGGGUGGGCACCAGUGCCGGUGUUGUGCUCACGAUGCCCACCUCACCGAGUACCAUCAGCUGCCCUCGAGCACCCCUCAGCCCUGCCGGCCUAGGCCAGGGACACACUGGCCAUGUCCGGUUUCUGGCUGCAGUGCAGCUGCCGGAUGGUUUCAACUUGCUCUGCCCUUCACCACCACUGGCCCCAGACACAGGUCCUGAGAAGCUGCCAUCGCUUGAACUCCAGGAUUCCCCUCGGCACAGAGGCCCUGCCUCGGCCAGGCCGAAAAUGCUGGUUAUCAGUGGCGGCGAUGGCUAUGAGGACUUUCGGCUCAGCAGUGGGGGCGGAGGGAGCAGCGAGACCGUGGGCCGGGACGACAGCACAAACCACCUCCUCCUAUGGAGGGUGUGACCCUGUCCACUCUGGCCCAGGACGUGUCCGCCCACCUGCCCACAGCCUGCUUGCCUCUUCCUAGCCCACAUGCAGACUGUGACCAGGGGUGCCUGACUGAAGCAUCCUCGAUGCUCCCGGCCUGGCAGAAGCAUCCUCAAUGGACAUCUGGCCAGCCGGGCCCAGGCCUCUCCUAACCCUUGGGCUGCCCUGGUCCUCCCAGUGGUGACGGGGGAGGAGGGAGGCAUGCAGGCUGCCCAGGACCUCUGUCCCUGGAGCUUCUACCAAAGACACUGCCAGACCUGGACCCCGUGGGGCUGGGGAGUGCCAUGUGCAAUAUGUGGAGGGCUUUCUGGGGGCAGAUCUUCUCCCGUGUACAGUAUUUAUGUUCCUUUUUAGAUGUGUACCUUCUCAAGCACUUAUUUAUGCCGUGGCCUGGGGCAGGGGGUGAUCUGAGGAAAUGAGGGAGAAAAAGAAAGUCUGUCCCUGCCCCGAGGGCCACCCUGGGACCCUAACCAAGCCUUUCCAGAGGGACCAACCCCCUUACCACAUAUCCGCGACUCACACGCUGCAUACACACACACUGCAUGUUCAGGGCACCAGGUCAGCGCGUCCUCACAUAAGCUGCCACAGCCUCGGCCUGACUGGAUGCUGACUGGAUGCUCUCUAGCAUCCAGAGCCAUGGGCCAAGUCCCUGGUCAUCCAGAACAAGGGGGUGACCUUCUUUGGGGGACCCCUCCCCAGGCCUCUGCAUUCCUGCGCUUGGCAGUGCCUUUCGUGGUUUUCUGAUUUGGGAACGUGAGUGGGGCACUGAGCAGGGUCCUCUCCUGGCCUGAGCAGAGAAUGGGACCCCUGCCAUCCUGGCUGUUGCCCCAGUUGCUUGCUGGGGGACAGACCUUGGUGCCCCCUUACUGACCACUCAGCCCCUCUCUUCACGCUCUCUCCUGCCUGCCAGGGGCACUUCCUCUAGGAAGGCUGCCCGGCACAGAGCGGGCGGAUAUGGCCUCCUCAGCUAGGAAGGUGGCCACGUGAGGGCAGCUUCUCCCGUUGCCCCGUGGCUGGGGGGUCACUCUCUCCCAUGCUUCUGUAGCUGCCACUCCAAAGGUCUGCUUUCAGAUGGGGUUUGUCUGGUUCUGCUUCUGUUCAGGGGGGUGGGGGGAAGGUGGGUCAUUGUGGUCUUCGCCUAUGUUUCUCUUGCUACCAGCCAUGUAUUAUCUUUCCUUGGAUGAUGGAAGUUUAAAGAGUCAAUAAAUAGAAACACCAAA
Erinaceus europaeus (western European hedgehog) is the source of this 8038-nucleotide messenger RNA. It is a transcript of the gene ARHGEF17, whose product is annotated as Rho guanine nucleotide exchange factor 17. The record is from RefSeq and is a predicted model, not a curated record. Gene Ontology annotation, biological process: actin cytoskeleton organization. The coding region runs from base 633 to 6794 and encodes 2053 amino acids. Gene Ontology annotation, molecular function: guanyl-nucleotide exchange factor activity; protein binding. The transcript is spliced from 21 exons. NCBI's taxonomy places the organism in Eukaryota, Metazoa, Chordata, Mammalia, Eulipotyphla, Erinaceidae.